UCACCUGCGUGAUCACCGACGCCUCACGGUCUCUUCUUCUGCUCACCUGAGGGUCACCGGAAGUACCGGAAACACCGCAGGGAAGAGCCAGGUCUGAUCCGGAUUCACCUGAAACCAGGACUAAAGCGGUCAUGACUGGUCACCUGCUGCUGAUGGUGUAUCUCGUGCUCGUGCUGGCUGCGUGCUCCCGCGGCUCGGCGGCGCGCGUCCGACUGAACUCCAUCCGAACGGUGAUCCUGAGGGAGGCGCACGCGAUGCCGGUGAACAGGAGCGCGUGGGAGCCGAGCAUGGACCUCACGCAGUUCCAUCAGUGCAUGAGCGACCUGGAGUGUAUAGAGGGGAGCUACUGCCACGCCCCCUCCCAAGGCCCCGCCCACCCGCGCUGUCACACCUGCCGCAGGAGGAAGAGGCGUUGCCAUAGGGACGGGAUGUGUUGCCCGGGCAACCGCUGCAGCAACCAUGUGUGCGUCCCCGACGAGGACGCCUUCGUGUCCCAGAGGAUCCCGGACCCAGAGGGGGGGGCGAGUCCUCUGUCCAAGAGGAGCGGCUGGAGGAAGAGGGGGGGGGCGGAGCUUAAAGGGGCCUCCAGUAAAGGUCAGGUGGGGGACCCGUGUCUCCGCUCCCCGGACUGCUCGCCCGGUCUGUGCUGCGCUCGUCACUUCUGGACCCGCAUGUGUAAAAGCGUGCUGCAGGAGGGACAGGUCUGCACGCCGCGCCGCCGCAGGGGCCGCCGCGGCCCGGAGCUCUUCCAGCGCUGCCCCUGCGGCGCCGGACUCGGCUGCCGGACGCUGAGGGGACGCAACGCCAGGUCAUUGCUAAUGAGCUUCCUGUCGAGCCGCAUUCAAAGCGGGACGUGA
This is a messenger RNA of Pungitius pungitius (ninespine stickleback), 857 nucleotides long. RefSeq names its product dickkopf-related protein 2-like. The transcript is spliced from 6 exons. The coding region runs from base 132 to 857 and encodes 241 amino acids. The record is from RefSeq and is a predicted model, not a curated record. Gene Ontology annotation, cellular component: extracellular region. Gene Ontology annotation, molecular function: receptor antagonist activity; co-receptor binding. NCBI's taxonomy places the organism in Eukaryota, Metazoa, Chordata, Actinopteri, Perciformes, Gasterosteidae. Gene Ontology annotation, biological process: multicellular organism development; negative regulation of canonical Wnt signaling pathway.